AGGCCCCGGGAGGAGUUUCCUGCUUUGCCUGGUCCGGGAGCCUUGGUUCAAGCACCUCCCUGCUGUCCUCCUCCUGCUCUCAGUCCCGGGUGCUGGACAGAACCCUCUGCCCCCCGAAGCUUCCUGGGGGCUUCCCCUGGACAGGACUGUCCUUGCUGGCACAGCUUCCCUGCUGUCCCUAGACCCUGUCCGUAACAGGCAGGUUGCUGCGCCCCCUGCUGGUGCCAUGAGGUCCCGGCUUCUGCUCUCCGUGGCUCCUCUGCCCACGAUUCGGGAGACCUCAGAGGAGAUGCUGCCCCCCGGGGGGCUUGGGCAGGAGCCCCCGGCCUCCCCCAGCCUGGAUGAUUACAUAAGGUCCAUCUGUCAGCUGGCACAGCCCACCUGCGUCCUGGACAAGGCCACAGUCCAAGACAGACUCAGCGGACCCCACCGGCCAGCUUGGGGCUUGGAGGAGACCUGCCCCACUGCCACCCUCCAGGACAGCAUCGCCCGCUUCGACGCACAGCAGCCCCCACGGCCCACGGCGGGCCCUGCAGACCCCCUGGACUGGCUCUUUGGGGAGUCCCAGGAAAAGCAGUCAAGUAGGAGAGAGCCAGACAGGAGGACUGGUGCCUCUGCUGGGCUCGGGGGUCUGCACAGGCAAACAGACAGCGGCAAGACCAGGGCCGUCCCCAGGGGGAAGCUCUGUGAAGCCAGGGCUCCUGGGCACUCUCUGGCGAGACCAUCACGGGACGGGCCCCAGAGCGCCAACCUCAGAAGCCACAUGGCUGGGCAGCGCGGCCGUACAACGGACUCCUCCUACAGCCCUCGUCCCAGCAGUAUCCUGAGGACUUUCUACCUGCACCUCCCCGUGAUCCACGAACUCUGAGCCCGCCCCAAUAAAGGCAUGUGCGCCAAGCA
Messenger RNA from Lepus europaeus (European hare), 900 nucleotides. It is a transcript of the gene DEPP1, whose product is annotated as DEPP autophagy regulator 1. Gene Ontology annotation, cellular component: mitochondrion. The record is from RefSeq and is a predicted model, not a curated record. The transcript has 2 exons. Lineage: Eukaryota; Metazoa; Chordata; Mammalia; Lagomorpha; Leporidae. The coding region runs from base 227 to 868 and encodes 213 amino acids. Gene Ontology annotation, biological process: regulation of autophagy.